UCUCUCGAUAGGAGCCUGUGUUGACUGUUAAUUUGCAACGGUUGGCGGUGCUGUGUGCUGCACACGAUGCCGAAUCUUAAAACUGGUGCGAUACAAAUCGAGCGCUUUAUUUAUUUGGAAACCCCACCCAGUUUGAAUUGCACGAACGCACGAGUUGAUUUCAACUACAGAGCUGACGUGCGCGAUUGUUGUCAUUAAGCGAGAAACAAUUGACGAAUGACGAAAGAGGGCCAAAGAGUUGCCAGGCACAUAUUCCUACUACAUAGUUCGCAUGACUUGUGUUGUGAGUGCGCGGUAAAAGUAAAAACUCUCGCGAACGAAAAAAUUGCGAUUCGCAGCGAGCGAGUCACUUUGCAUGACUAAGUGCACAUGACUCUCGAGUGAAAAGACAAUCCUGUGUACUCGUACACAAUUUCGUUCGACGAUACUCCUAUGUUAUAAAACGAGACGUUAGUGCGAGUACCCAAUAAUACCCACACAUAGGCACACUCGUGUGCACCCAUACCAUUACCAAGGAUCGAGUGCAUGUGUGUGUGUGUGUGUUGUGUAUACAUACAGGCGAUACACAACGGACAAGUCGUAACUGUUCGUAACGUCAGUCUUCGUAUAUACAUGCCUAUUAUAUACAUAUAUAUUUGAGACUGCGAUAGACGUGCGCGAACGUGCGAAAAGUGCUCAACGGCGCACCCAAACGCGCGAAAGCGUUCCGUGCUGCUCUCCGUGUGUGUCUGCUUACUGCGCGCGUAUUCGCGCACAAACUGUACAUCACUCGAUAUAUAGCCAGAGCUCGCUAUUGUAAAACUGUUUUACUCAUGGUCGCGAGCCUUACGCUGCCAAUUUCGACAGAUCGCUCCUGCUAUAUUGACUGCCGAGUGCAGACGUAGGUUAGGUGUUUAUAAACAAAAAGUGCUGUGUUUCGUUUGAACGUCAAAAUGCCGCUGAGCAUCGGGGUGAAUCUGCGAGUCACUGGGCACUGCAACCAGGGCGGUCGCAAAUACAUGGAGGACAUGUUCUCUGUGGCCUACCAGCAGUCGUCCAACGAUCGCGAACUCGAAUAUGCCUUUUUUGGCAUUUUCGACGGCCACGGCGGUGGCGAGGCGGCCCUAUUCGCCAAAGAGAAUCUCAUGGACAUAAUCGUGAAGCAAAAAAACUUCUGGAGUGACAACGAUGAGGAUGUGCUUAAAGCCAUCCGCGAUGGAUAUGUCAACACGCAUUACGCUAUGUGGCGCGAACUCGAUAAAUGGCCUAGAACUGCGGCUGGAUUACCUUCUACAGCAGGUACAACAGCCAGUGUUGCAUUUAUUCGUAAGGGUAAAAUUUAUAUAGGCCACGUUGGAGACUCUGCAAUUAUUUUGGGUUACCAGCAAGAAGGAGACUCAUUCUGGAGAUCUAAAGCGCUAACCAAAGACCAUAAACCAGAAAGUUUUGAUGAAUUGACAAGAAUCAGGAAUUCUGGAGGAAAAGUUGUACCUAAGUCAGGAGUUCCCAGAGUAGUAUGGAACAGGCCAAAAAUUGGUCAUAAAGGUCCGGUACGAAGAUCAACUCCUAUGGAUGAAAUUCCUUUUUUGGCUGUUGCCAGAUCAUUAGGUGAUUUAUGGAGUUACAACUCAGAAUUAGACACUUUUGUAGUUUCACCAGAACCUGAUGUCAGAGUAUUAAAUAUUGAUGUAAAAACUCAUAGAUGUCUUAUUUUUGGAACUGAUGGUUUAUGGAAUGUGUUAUCAGCUCAAACUGCUGUAGAAACAGUACAGGCUGCUGAAAAACAUAAUGAAAAACACUUGAUUGCAUCACAGCAAACUGGUGUUGGUAGAGGAGUUGUACAAAUGUGGAUAAAUCCAUCCAAAAGUUUAGUUGAUAAAGCAUUAGAAAGAUGGUCUGAGACUCGAUUAAGGGCUGACAAUACUAGCGUUGUAACUUUAAUGCUUGAUCCACCUGGACCUACACACAAUGAACUUCUUUUGAGUCAAAAGCGUGAACAGUUAGCUUCCACACAAAACCCUGUGGAUCCAACGCCAGAUAUUCAAGAACAAACUGGUCAUUCUCAAGAAUCAUCAAAAUAUCAACAACAAAUGUCACCUAUAAAAUCAAAUACAAAUCCACAGAUUUGUCCACGUUCUCCUAUGGUUAAUCCACCUCCAAGUUAUGAAAUCCACAAACCACCUGAUUCUUCGAAUCAUUUGCCUCCUGAUAUGAGUAUUAGUACAAGUGAUGAAUCUCUAGAUAAUGUAUUCAAAGAGCAUAUACAAGUUGAUGAAGUAUCAUCGAGUGACCUAUCUAAUUACAUACCUUCUAAUUUAAAUGCUGGUGAAUCAACAAACGAAAAAGAGUUAACAACUGUCGAAAGUAGUAGCAAUGAUAGUGUUUUUGAAACAGACAAAGCUGAGAAUGGUCAAUCAGACUCGAUGUCCCAUGAACAUGAAAAAUAUUUGCAAGAAGUUCCAGAACCAGAAAAAUAUAUUGAAAAUACUACAGACUUGAAGACAAUUGAAAACUCAGAAGCUUCAAAUAAAUUGAAGCAAAAUGAAUUGGAUUGUUCACUUGGUGUUAAACGAGUUGUUCGUGUCAAACGAAAAAAUUCGGAUGCACAAGCCACACAUUCUUGGUUGAGGCUAGGAACAAAAAGAGGAAUAAAAGAAAGAAAAUUGCAGCAUGCUGAUGAUAAAGAUUUGAAAGUUAACACUGAAAACAAAUUUUUUAACACAAUAAAUAAGUCUCAUGAAGUUGAUAAAGUAGAACAGUGUUUAAAUAGACAGACAAGAUCAGAAGUUUUGCGUAGUCAUCAAGAUGAAAAUGAACCAGCUAAUCAAAAACACGAACUGCGGCAUACUAGCCGCAGAUGGUCAGCAAAUGAAGCCAUCAUUACAAAAACGAACGAUACUCUUAACACUUCUGAAAAUGUUCAAGAAAGACGAUUGUCUUCUCCGAAUUGUUUUAAACGAAGAAGUCUAGAGAAAAAAGUAUUACCUGUUAAAACUAUUAGACGACCGACAUCUAUCACACGAUCAACUGGUACACGAUUGCAACAAAUGCGAGAUAAUUUCUAUUCGAGAGAGCGCCAAUCGAUAUCAAUGACCGGUGAUUCUACAACACCUAAACGAUGGUUAAGGUCUGACACAAUUGCUGCAACGCCUACUAAAACGUUGAGAUCACGUAAUGUAGAUAUUACUGGAACACCCAUUUUAACUAACAAAAAUCUCAGAACAGUUGCGUCUCUUCACAAAUUAAAAUCCAGUGAAAUAUCCUCUGUGACAACAAUAUCGACUUCUGUUGUAUCACCACCUUCAGCAACUGUUUCCCGAAUGAGAUCAAGUUCAGCUGUUAACACACAAUCAAGCACGGCAAAACCUAUUAAAGCAAAACAAUCUUAUAAUGCAACGCACGGAGUGAGCAGCCCAUCAAUGAAUACGACUACGUCAAGCUCAAUGACUAAAAGCAAAAAAACACCGUACAAUCCCACUGCAGCAUCUUUUUCGACAAGGUCUCGUUUAAAACGUUUUUCAUCAAAUAAAUGAAGAAAGAUACUAAUUUUACACUCAUCUAAGUAAAUUACAUUUCUAUAGUCGUCUUUUGUAGGUCGUGCUAAAAAAAUAGUUUUUAUCAAGCAACUGAAUACUCCCCAAUAAUAUUUUUUGUAUUAAUGUGCUUUAAAAUUUUGAAGACGUUAAAUCGUCUUUUUAUUACAACAGACCACUCUUUUAAUUUUGAAUCUUUUAAAUUGUACGCAUCGGAAUAAGCAUAAUUUCGGAUCUUCUCUGAGAGUCUCUAUUCUAGAUAUAUCAUAAACUAAUAUGUAAAUUACGACAAAACUGUUAAAUCAUUUUUGUCUAGAAUGAAAACGUCUUCGAUAAAGUCAAUCUUUAAUAUGUACAGAUAGGAACUAGAUUGUUUAAUUAAUUAUUUUUUAUAUUGAUAACAACAAGUUCAAAAAUCUUCCAUUUACUAUCGA
Trichogramma pretiosum is the source of this 3946-nucleotide messenger RNA. RefSeq lists its product as uncharacterized. Gene Ontology annotation, cellular component: cytosol; nucleus. The record is from RefSeq and is a predicted model, not a curated record. Gene Ontology annotation, biological process: protein dephosphorylation. The coding region runs from base 933 to 3512 and encodes 859 amino acids. Gene Ontology annotation, molecular function: mitogen-activated protein kinase binding; cation binding; protein serine/threonine phosphatase activity. The transcript is spliced from 8 exons. NCBI's taxonomy places the organism in Eukaryota, Metazoa, Arthropoda, Insecta, Hymenoptera, Trichogrammatidae.